AGCCAGGUCUAUUAAUAAGUCUUUUAACUCUUUUAGGAAUUUAAGUUGUCAUAAUUUUUCAGUACAUCUUCUUCUCUAUUUAUCUUCCCAAAGAUCUCAUCUUUUUUAUUUUUUUAUUUCCCUCUUCAUACAACUUCCUCUCUCCGAGUCAUAAAAAACUGCUGCUUUACUCUCCUUCUCGACUCUUUUGGGUCUUUUCAACUUCAUCUUCCUCUCUCUGAACCCUAAAUAAAUUCCCAUAGAACGAUUGCAUCACUUAAUUCAAGCUCUUUUUAGAUAAAAAUCAACCAAGCGUUGUUAAGGGCCAUUCUCUUCUUCUUCUUCAGUUUUUUAGCAAGCAAAAAGGUGUUCAACUUGUUUGGUCUGAGAAUGGGCGGAGGAGGAGAGGGUCAUGCAAUAGGGAUUGACUUAGGGACAACCAACUCGUGCGUUGCGGUGUGGGAGAACGAUCAUGUUGAAGUGAUAGUGAAUGAUCAGGGCAGUAAGACCACUCCCUCUUGUGUUGCUUUCACUGAUACACAGAGCUUGGUAGGUGAUGCAGCACUUGACCAGAUUAUCCGAAACCCCGCCAACACUAUUUUUGAUGCAAAGAGGUUGAUUGGCAGGAGAUUCAGUGAUGCUUCUGUUCAAAAUGACAUGAAGCUCUGGCCAUUCAAGGUUACUAAGGGUCCCGAGGACAAGCCUAUGAUUGUGGUUACCCAGGAGGGUAAAGAAAAAAGAUUUUCUGCAGAGGAAAUCUCAUCCAUGGUUCUUGCAAAGAUGCGGGAGGUUGCUGGGGCAUACCUCGGCUCAACUGUGAAGAACGCAGUUAUCACUGUCCCUGCAUAUUUCAAUAAUUCACAGCGGCAGGAUACAUAUGAUGCAGGUACCACCGCUGGCCUAAAUGUGAUGCGUAUAAUAAAUGAACCAACUGCUGCAGCAAUUGCUUAUGGCCUUAACAAGAAAGCUGGCUGGUAUAGCAAGAGAAAUGUGGUAAUAUUUGAUUUGGGCGGUGGUACUUUAGAUGUGUCGCUGCUUAACAUAGGGGAUGAUGUUUUUGAAGUGAAGGCCACUGCUGGAGACACUCAUCUCGGAGGUGAAGACUUUGAUAACAAAAUGGUGGAUUAUUGCGUUGAGGAAUUUAAGAGGAAGCAUCAAUUGGACGUCAGUGGUAACACCAGAGCUCUUAGGAGGAUAAGAAAUGAAUGUGAAAAGGCAAAGAAGAGGCUUUCAUUUGCUUGCUCUGUUGACAUUGAAAUUGAUUGUUUGUUCUCGAGUACUGAUUUCUAUAUAACAUUUACUCGUGACAAAUUUGAACACAUCAACAUGGAUUUGUUUAAAAAGUGUAUGGAGCCAGUGGGGAAGUGUUUGAGGGAUGCUAAAAUGGACACAAGCAGUGUCGAUGAUAUUGUUCUUAUUGGUGGCUCUUCUAGAAUUCCCGGGGUGCAGCAGCUAUUGCAGGAUGUGUUCAAAGGGAAGGAGCUUUGCAAAGGAAUAAAUCCUGAAGAGGCUGUGGCUUAUGGUGCAGCUGUUCAAGCAGCAGUCUUGAAUGGGAAUGGAAAUGGAAUUGGAAAGCUUAAAGACUUCACUCUCACGGAUGUCACCCCAAUGUCCCUUGGGGUUAGGACUGGGAGUCGUACUUCUGAGGAGUCUGAUAUUAUGGCUGUUGUGAUACCAAGAAACACUAGAAUUCCAGUCAUAAAGAACGAAACUUUUGCCACUUCCGAAGACAACCAAAUUUCAGCCCCAUUUACUAUCUUCGAGGGCGAGAGUGAAACAACCUUAAACAAUAAUCUUCUGGGUGAAUUUAUCCUUCAUGACCUUCCUUCAGCUCCCAAGGCUGCUGUUGAGUUCAGUGUUUGCUUUGAUAUUGAUGCAAAUGGUAUCUUGAGUGUCUCUGCUGAAGAGAAAUCUACAGGCAAGAGAAAAGAGAUUACUAUUGCUUGUGACAGAAGAACAUUAAGGAUUGAGAAGAUGAGGUGAGUGGACGUACGUCUCCAUCUCUGCUUUUCUUUUCUGUGCACAACUAAAAGAUAUGGAGUGAGGCAGUCAUCGGACACUCCUGUUCCUGGAUGCUCGUUGAUCCGUGGACUAUCGAUCUGGAUCUUUAUCUUGUAUGUGGACUACUUUUAAGCUUUACUCUAUUGCAUUUAUACCAAGUAAUGUGACCAAGACGGUGGCUUUGAUGCUCUUAAUAUGAAUUUGAAGCGGGUUUGGUUGAGGUGGAGCUGUGGAUUCAAAGAGAGGAAGAAGAAGAAGGAAGGGGUGUUAUGCGCAAUUGUUCAUCUGGGUUCAUUAAACCCAGAAUUCAUUUUUUUGUUUUAGUUUUAAUUGUUUUAGGAAACUGAAUUGGGAGAUAAUAUGGGUCUCUUUAUAGAGAGGAUUACAAGACAUAGAGAUAUAAUUGAACAUGGAAA
Molecule: messenger RNA, 2396 nt
Organism: Rosa chinensis
Lineage: Eukaryota; Viridiplantae; Streptophyta; Magnoliopsida; Rosales; Rosaceae
Product: heat shock cognate 70 kDa protein-like
Exons: 3
Coding region: 370-1962 (530 amino acids)
Biological process (GO): protein refolding; cellular response to unfolded protein
Cellular component (GO): cytoplasm
Molecular function (GO): heat shock protein binding; ATP-dependent protein folding chaperone; misfolded protein binding
Source: RefSeq, a predicted model, not a curated record